Messenger RNA from Sinocyclocheilus grahami, 1790 nucleotides. Its product is annotated as dihydropyrimidinase-related protein 5-like. Gene Ontology annotation, cellular component: cytosol; cytoplasm. The record is from RefSeq and is a predicted model, not a curated record. Gene Ontology annotation, molecular function: hydrolase activity, acting on carbon-nitrogen (but not peptide) bonds, in cyclic amides. The transcript has 12 exons. Lineage: Eukaryota; Metazoa; Chordata; Actinopteri; Cypriniformes; Cyprinidae. Bases 139 to 1716 code for a protein of 525 amino acids.
GCAAGGUCUACCGAAGCAUCUGCCUGUGUGUCUGCCUGCCUGACCGUCUAACAGGCUUUAUUGUUCACCAGUGCUGAAAGUGAAGGAAACUCGCUUUUUAAGGAUAUAACAAAGGAAAUUUUUUUUUUAGGUUGAACCAUGUCUUCCAGCUCAGCAACGUUACGCAUUCUCAUAAAGGGAGGUAAAGUGGUGAACGAUGACUUCACACAAGAAGCAGAUGUGUACAUCGAGAACGGCAUUAUCCAGCAAGUGGGAAAGGAGCUGAUGAUCCCAGGUGGGGCCAAGGUUAUCGAUGCCACAGGAAAGCUGGUGCUUCCGGGUGGCAUUGACACCAGUGUUCACCUGAACGAGAGCUUCAUGAACGCCAGCACCGCGGAUGAUUUCUACAGCGGCACCAAGGCUGCUCUGGCUGGAGGCACCACUAUGGUGAUUGGUCAUGUGUUGCCAGAAAAGAACGAAUCAUUGCUGGACGCUUAUGAAAAGUGCCUCUCUCACGCUGAUGCCAAGGCCUGCUGUGACUACGCUCUUCAUAUGGGAGUGACCUGGUGGGGACCAACGGUUAGGGCUCAAAUGGAGACACUGGUGCGGGACAGAGGGGUGAACUCCUUCCAGAUGUUCAUGGCAUAUAAGGACCACCCCUUUAAGAUAUUAGUCACAUUACCACUCUCUCUCCAGCUCCUAGUCUUUCCUCUGGAAGCAGAGGCCAUCCACCGAGCCAUUACCAUCGCUAACAGAGCCCACUGUCCCAUAUAUCUUGUGAAUGUGUCCAGCAUGUCAGCAGGGGAUGUUUUAGCAUCCGCUAAAAUGCAGGGGAAAGUGGUGCAUGGAGAGACCACCACUGCUCAUGCUGUCUUAAACGGGCUGCAGUACUACCACCAGGACUGGGCCCACGCAGCUGCUUUCGUCACUGUGCCACCACUCAGACUCGACCCCAACACACCCAAUUACCUGCUCAGCCUUCUGGGAAAUGACACUCUGAACGUCGUGACAUCGGACCACCGACCAUUCACCACUAAACAGAAGGCGAUGGGCAAAGACGACUUCACGAAAAUCCCUCACGGUGUUCCUGGGGUGCAGGACCGCAUGAGCGUUAUUUGGGAGCGGGGAGUGGUCGGAGGCAAGAUGGAUGAGAAUCGGUUUGUUGCUGUCACAAGCUCCAAUGCUGCAAAGAUCUACAACCUUUACCCCAGGAAGGGCAGGAUCAUCCCUGGAGCCGAUGCUGAUGUGGUCGUCUGGGAUCCAGAAUCAACAAGGACCAUCUCUGUGACCACUCAAUGGCAGGGUGGAGAUGUAAAUCUGUACGAGAACCUACGCUGUCACGGCGUCCCGCUGGUAACCAUCAGCCGUGGUCGCGUGGUCUAUGAAAAUGGCAUCUUCACCUGUGCUGAGGGCUCAGGAAAGUUCUACCCUCUCCGAACCUUCCCAGACUACCUGUACAAGAAAAUGGUCCAGAGAGAGAAGUGUCAAGCACUCAAGGGGGUGGAGCGUGCGCCCUACACUGGAGACGUAGCCGCAGUGCAGAAUUCAGGGAAGAAGGAAGUGGGCCCUUCAGAUGGGGACAUGAACCCACGACCCUGCACACGCCACGGGGGAGUGAGAGACCUACAUGAGUCCAGCUUUAGUUUGUCUGGUGCCCAAAUUGAUGAUAAUGUUCCAAAGAGAGCUUCCGCAAGGAUUCUAGCGCCACCUGGUGGUCGUUCAAGUGGUAUCUGGUAACAUUUCGGAUCAACACUUUCAGAAGUCUGAAACUACAGUAAACACCUACAUUUUUGACAACCUCACAUCUGAUG